UGACGCAGUACUCCCUGAUUGGCUCUGCUCUGGAGGUAGUGGUUGGGGGCAGAGAAUUCUGCAAGCCUAACACGUGAUAGUGAACUGUGAGGAGUUUGAGGGAUCUGAAGAUUAAAAGAGUUGAAUGGUUUGGAGGACCUAGAAGAAUUCCUUAGGAUGAAGCUGAGUCUUACCAAGGUAGUUAAUGGCUGUCGCCUAGGAAAAAUAAAAAACCUGGGCAAAACAAGGGACCACACCAUGGACAUUCCAGGCUGCCUUCUGUACACCAAGACUGGCUCUGCCCCACACCUCACCCAUCACACGCUGCGUAAUAUCCACGGGGUUCCUGCCAUGGUUCAGCUUACGCUGUCAUCCCUGGCAGAACAUCAUGAAGUCUUGACAGAAUAUAAGGAAGGAGUUGGAAAGUUUAUAGGCAUGCCAGAAUCACUCUUGUACUGCUCCCUGCACGAUCCAGUCAGUCCCUGCCCGGCUGGUUAUGUAACAAACAAGUCUGCGUCUGUGUGGGGUGUUUCAGGACGAGUGGAAAUGACUGUUUCCAAGUUCAUGGCAAUUCAGCAGGCCCUUCAGCCAGACUGGUUCCAGUGCCUCUCCGAUGGAGAAGUAUCUUGUAAGGAAGCAACUUCCAUAAAAAGGGCCAGAAAGUCUGUUGACCGAUCACUUCUCUUCUUGGAUAGCUGUCUGCGGCUGCAGGAGGAGUCAGAGGUCCUUCAGAAGAGUGUGAUCAUUGGCGUGAUUGAAGGUGGAGAUGUGAUGGAAGAGAGGCUGAGGUCAGCACGAGAGACAGCCAAGCGGCCCGUAGGUGGCUUCCUUCUGGACGGUUUUCAAGGAAAUCCAACAACCCUGGAGACUAGACUACGCUUGCUGUCAUCAGUCACUGCAGAGCUGCCAGAGGACAAACCAAGGCUCAUAUCUGGUAUUAGUCGACCAGAUGAGGUGCUCGAGUGUAUUGAAAGAGGAGUGGACUUAUUUGAGAGUUUUUUCCCUUAUCAAGUAACAGAGCGGGGCUGUGCCCUAACUUUCAGCUUUGAUUACCAGCCGAAUCCUGAAGAGACACUAUUACAACAAAAUGGAACACAAGAAGAAAUAAAAUGUGUGGAUGACAUGAAGAAAAUUGAAACAACAGGUUGCAACCAAGAAAUAACAUCAUUUGAAAUUAAUCUGAAGGAAAAAAAAUACCAGGAGGACUUUAACCCGCUGGUGAGAGGAUGCUCCUGUUACUGCUGUAAGAAUCACACUCGGGCGUACAUCCACCAUCUGCUGGUAACCAAUGAGCUGCUGGCCGGAGUCCUGCUUAUGAUGCACAACUUUGAACACUACUUUGGAUUUUUCCAUUCCAUCCGGGAAGCACUAAAAAGUGACAAACUGGCACAGCUGAAAGAGCUCAUCCAUAGGCAAGCAUCUUGAGAUCUUGCAAAUACGAGUCUCACCCUUCACACUGAGCCUGUCCCACUAUUGUAACAUGGGAAGACAUGAAGAAGAAAUAAUCUGAACUUUAUUUAUAUUCAGACAUAGGGUCUGCUAAAAUAAAGAAUAUUUGUACCAAACUGCCCGCAUAAGGGUGAAGAGAUUUCUUCUAAAGACUUAAAUGAAGACCAGAUGCGGUGGCUCACGCCUGCAAUCCCAGCACUUUGGGAGGCCAAGGCGGGUGGAUCACCUGCAGUCAGGAGUUUGAAACCAGCCUGGGCAAC
This is a messenger RNA of Sapajus apella (tufted capuchin), 1688 nucleotides long. RefSeq names its product queuine tRNA-ribosyltransferase accessory subunit 2 (gene QTRT2). The transcript is spliced from 9 exons. Gene Ontology annotation, molecular function: tRNA-guanosine(34) queuine transglycosylase activity. Bases 157 to 1404 code for a protein of 415 amino acids. The record is from RefSeq and is a predicted model, not a curated record. NCBI's taxonomy places the organism in Eukaryota, Metazoa, Chordata, Mammalia, Primates, Cebidae.